Messenger RNA from Paralichthys olivaceus (Japanese flounder), 3473 nucleotides. RefSeq names its product cholinergic receptor, nicotinic, alpha 2b (neuronal) (gene chrna2b). Gene Ontology annotation, molecular function: acetylcholine-gated monoatomic cation-selective channel activity; acetylcholine receptor activity. Gene Ontology annotation, biological process: regulation of membrane potential; response to nicotine; nervous system process. The record is from RefSeq and is a predicted model, not a curated record. Gene Ontology annotation, cellular component: plasma membrane; synapse; postsynaptic membrane. Lineage: Eukaryota; Metazoa; Chordata; Actinopteri; Pleuronectiformes; Paralichthyidae.
UUUGGACUGUGGUUCAGUGGACCAAUGUGCUGCUUACAGUUUUCAAAAUGACCUUGGUCUGAGCUACUGUGUCACGCUGCAGCUUCCAGGAUAAGCACCGACCGAUGGAUAGUUCUCCGGCUCAGUGCGCGAAACCUGAAGGUGCAGCAGACGCUGUCGUCCUCAGUGCGCGGUGCUGGAAGUGAGCAGGGUGACCGUCUGUCGGUGCUGAGCUCCAGAGGAAAGAGACGGUAAAGUUAUCCUGAAAGAUCAUCACCGCACUCUCAUCCUCCUCCUCCCGUGGCAGCAGCGGUGAAGUUGUCAUGCCUCCCUGCUGCGAAGAUGACGGACUCUGCUCACACAUCAAGAUGUCGAGGUAACGUGUGGCAGCAUGGGAGCACCACCGAGGAAGUUGGACUCGUCUCUGCUGGAGGUAAAGAUGCAUCCAUACAACCACCUGUUCUCCUGGAGGAUGGCUGCAGUGUGGUCGAUCCUGCUCUUCCCAUCAGUUCUCGGUUAUGACAAAACGCACACUCACGCUGAGGAUGAUCUCUUCAAGACGCUGUUCGCCGGAUACAACAAGUGGUCGAGACCUGUGCCCAACAUCUCUGACGUGGUCAUUGUCAAGUUCGGACUGUCCAUCGCUCAGCUCAUUGACGUGGAUGAGAAGAACCAGAUGAUGACAACCAACGUGUGGCUUAAACAGGAGUGGAACGACUACAAGCUCAGCUGGAGACCGUCUGACUAUGACAACGUGACGUCCAUCAGAGUGCCGUCAGAGCUCAUAUGGGUACCAGACAUUGUCCUCUAUAACAAUGCAGACGGUGAGUUUGCUGUGACUCACAUGACCAAAGCUCACCUGUUCCACACGGGUAAAGUUCGCUGGGUCCCUCCCGCCAUUUACAAGAGCUCCUGCAGCAUCGACGUCACCUUCUUCCCUUUUGACCAGCAGAACUGCAAAAUGAAGUUUGGCUCCUGGACCUAUGAUAAGGCCAAGAUUGACCUGGAGCGUAUUGAGAACACGGUGGAUCUAAACAACUACUGGGAGAGCGGCGAGUGGGCCAUCAUCAAUGCCGUGGGGACGUACAAUACAAAGAAAUACGACUGCUGCCAUGAGAUCUACCCGGACAUCACCUACUUCUUCAUCAUCCGAAGGCUUCCCUUGUUUUACACCAUCAACCUCAUCAUCCCCUGUUUGCUGAUCUCCUGCCUCACUGUCUUGGUUUUCUAUCUGCCCUCAGACUGUGGUGAGAAGAUCACCCUGUGCAUCUCUGUGCUACUGUCCCUCACUGUCUUCCUCCUCCUCAUCACGGAGAUCAUACCCUCAACAUCCCUCGUCAUCCCCCUGAUCGGCGAGUACCUCCUCUUCACCAUGAUUUUUGUCACCUUGUCCAUUGUCAUCACCGUCUUUGUGCUCAAUGUGCACCAUCGCUCUCCCAGCACUCACAAGAUGCCCCGCUGGGUCCACUCGGUGUUCCUGGACCUAAUCCCCCGCUGGCUGUUCAUGCGCCGGCCUGCGCCAGACGGACGGCGACGCAGGCUGUUGCUGCUACAGCAGGAGGCAGCUGCGGUGCGGCGGCAGGUUCGGCUAGCUGGGUACAAAUCUGGCAACUGCCUCAGCACUUCGGCUAACUGGUUGAGGGACGGAACCACGUCCAACGAUCCUGACCGAAGCUGUUAUGAGGAUUUAGAGCUGGGAACGCUGACUUCGUAUUUUUCCUUCCGUCCUCCAUCACCCAGACCUCCGGGGUCGACUCCUCCUCAGCAAAAGAAAACCCCACAGAACAGCCAGAACCGACAGGAAGCAGCCGGAGGCACUAACAGACAGUCAACAGGGGUCAGAGUCAAUCCUACUCAGAGGCCGACCAAAGUAGAAAACACUGUAUCAGACUCCACAUUCCUGCUUUCACCCAGUGUUGUGCGAGCAUUAGAAGGGGUGCACUACAUUGCAGACCACCUGAGAGCUGAGGACGCUGACUUCAGUGUGAAGGAGGACUGGAAGUACGUCGCUAUGGUCAUUGAUCGCAUCUUCUUGUGGAUGUUCAUAAUUGUUUGCCUGCUUGGGACCAUCGGCCUCUUCCUGCCGCCCUGGCUUGCCGGCAUGAUCUAGUGCUUGAGAGAAAGAAAAGUUCAAACCCACAACCACCUUCACUUGAGUGAUGUUUGACAUUCAGGGCCAAAUCUGAAGUUUGUGUAACACCUAAAGCGCAGUGUGUGGUCUCAUCAGCUCAUGACUACACACCACCAAAUCAAGAUCGGGAAAAUGUAAAACUGUUUAGUGGCUCCCUGUAAAUCCAAAUAUAUUUCUUCUUAGAUGAUAGCCCCUGGUACAUGCAGGAAUCUCUGGGUUUUGUUUGGAGUUGUGUGUAAGGAAGUCUAUAAGUACCACUACUUCUGUCUCAGACCACAGAUCGCUCGAGGUCACUGGGGUUAAUCUCUACAUACACAUGUGUAUGAAUAGUACUUCAGAGUUAAAGUGAUAGUUCACUGAAAAAUUUAAAUUCACUCUUUAUCUACUCACCACUAUGCCGAUGGAGGGGUGGGUGUUGGUUUGAGUCCACAAAACACUCCCGGAGUUGUGGAAGGUAAACUUUGUUGCAGCAGAAUCCAAUGUCAAUGGUGUCCUCUUCUUCAGACGUAAUAAAACAGAAAAAACAUAACAUGCCUCCAUACUGCUCAUGUGGUGUCAUCCAAGUUACAGCAAGCCCCAACAUUCAUAGUCGACACGUAUAACUAAUGCUACGGUUACGUGCAACGAGACUGCAUAUUGAAUGACAUAAGACAGCAGUUUUCCAAAUACUCUCCACAGUACUGGUCUGCAGCAGUAGUUAAAAGGAUUACAUGCAGUACUUUUAGAAGUUUUCAGCCUUGAACUGAGGGGACAAGAAAUUCUGUUGUUGAUGCUCAAUGAGAAAUUAUGUUUGAGCCAAGAAAUACUUGGAUGAGUCAUGAACCUCUUUCAACACAAAGUGGGACGACAUUAAACUCCCUUUGGUUUUGAUAAUUGAACCAACGUUUUCUUGUAAUAGAUACUGACUGGACUUUGUUUUUUAAAUUUAAUAAAUACCAUGAUGAACACUGUUGAAAGGCCUGUCAUGGCAUUUAUUGAGUGCAAAUGAGCACUGUUUGCACACCAUCGUAUUUCAGCCAGAAGCAUGAAUGACACUUUCUUCCUGACAUUUCAUUUUUACCAUAUAUAUUCAAGUUUUUAAAAAAUAUACAAAAGUCUUCAAGCUCAACUUUCUGUGCACUGACGACUAUCUCUACUGUCUAUAUUUAUGUACUGUAUGCUGAAACACACAAAUGUUGAUACACACAAAGUGCAGCAGGGAGAACAAUUAAAUCAGAACCUGUGUGAUAUCAUGUACGACAAUUCAAUUUAACAGCCAUUUAACUUUUGUGAUGCAUAUUCCUCUACAUGAGCUGAUUCAACUUUGUGGUAAUUUCAGAGUCUAAGUGUUUUUAUGUUGCUGCAUGGGAUUACAUUACCUUAC